AUGGAAAUCCCUGGGGCGGGCUACGGAGGGGCGUGGUCAGAAGCGCUGAGGACCGCAGUCAAACAACUCCCGCCACCCUCGCCCACGCAGUACCUCCUAGAGCCCUUCGGCUCUCGGUGUGCCCUGCCCCCUAUCGGUCAUGUACCCGAGCAGCCGGGAACAACAGCCCAAGAGCCCGCGCCCCCGCCCCGCUUCCGGAUUCUCGUCAAAUCCCACCUUCUCCAGGAAGACUUGGCGCAACCUACUUCUAAAAGCAAGCGGGAAAGACCGCGCGGGGGCGGGGUCUCAGAGACUGGCGUCCGGGGGCGGGACCACCAGGGCGCCAUUGUGACGCACACGGAGCGUACCCGGGCUUGGCCACCCAGGCGCAAGGGCGGGGACGGGGCGUGCCUAGCGACCCACUGCACGGAGGGGAGCUGUGGGACGUGGGCGAACCCUUGGGAAAGAAGAGGCUUCAGUGGCACUGACUCGGAGGGUCUCCCAGUGAGCUCAAAGAAUGUCGAGAUUGAAGACUAG
Rangifer tarandus platyrhynchus (Svalbard reindeer) is the source of this 516-nucleotide messenger RNA. The record is from the annotation of a GenBank genome assembly. Lineage: Eukaryota; Metazoa; Chordata; Mammalia; Artiodactyla; Cervidae.